This is a messenger RNA of Drosophila rhopaloa, 1794 nucleotides long. RefSeq lists its product as uncharacterized. Bases 1 to 1794 code for a protein of 597 amino acids. The transcript has a single exon. The record is from RefSeq and is a predicted model, not a curated record. NCBI's taxonomy places the organism in Eukaryota, Metazoa, Arthropoda, Insecta, Diptera, Drosophilidae.
AUGAUCCUUCAACAAUCUUCCAAACUUCUGAUGCAUCUGCUAUUUAUUGCUAUCCUUUUUAUGAGCGCACAAAGUCUAAACAAUAUUAUAAAUGAGCUAAACAAGCGUCUACUUAUCUCCACAAACUUUUUAUACUGCAACCAACCCGAUAAACUACAUAAAUAUGAGUACAAGUAUCUGCGACAUAUGCCACUUAUUAACCUCAUGAUCUUCACUUCAACGGAAUCCUUAAACGUCACCCAACUUGAAUAUAAUUUAGGAGCUGACAACAAACUCUUUUUGAUUUUGGGCAAUGACGAACCGCCCUAUGAUUUAUUUCACAAUUUGGACUUACAUUUUCAGACAUCUGAAUAUAUAAUUGUUAUAGAUAACCAUUUGGAUUUGGAGAGGGAAACCGAGUGGUUGGAUUUUGUCAAGCACCUUUGGCAGCUGGGUUAUGUACAUUUGCUGUUCUACACCUCUUAUGAUGAGAAGUUAUAUCACAAAAUCAUAUUUCCUAAGAUGCUGAUAGAGGAGGCUUCCGUAGAGCACUAUAUAUCGAUUCGAGGAUCGUUCAAGAACCUAUAUGGAUAUCCGGUUCGUGUGGCUGCCUAUAAUAAUGUGCCACGUUCUAUGAUCUAUGUGAAUCGGUGGGGCAAAGAGGUAUUUGCCGGUUUUUAUAUGCGAUUUAUUCGUGCUUUUAUAGGCUCAAAAAAUGGAAGCUUUGUGCCAGUUCUUACGCCAAGUGAUUCUCCUGGAAAUUGUACUUUAAACUUGUACAAUGAAACUGUGGAUGUGUGUGCAGAUGCCCUGGCAGCCAAUACAACUGCCUUUAGUUUGACCCAUGGAUUCAGGAUAGCCGCGGCCAAUGUUUUUGUGACCCAUGCCAAACCAAUGCACUCAUAUCGCUAUCUAACCGCUCCAUUUCAAUGGAGUGUAUGGCUCUGUUUGGCCGCCUAUGUCGUCCUGGUUGUGGGUUUCCUCAGCUUUAUUUACUGGCUAAAAAGUGGAAAAUGGGACAUCAGUCGCCAUCUCCUCGAGGUCUUCAGCUCGCUUUUGUUCAGUGGAUUUUAUCUGAACAACAUUCAUGGAAGAGAGAGAUACAUAAUCUUUGGGGUGAUGUUCAUAGCUGGAUUCGUUUACUCCACGGAGUAUUUGGGCCUACUGAAAAGUAUGUUAAUCUCCGAGGUUUUCGAGAAGCAGAUCGAUACUAUUGAAGCGUUGGUAGAGAGCAAUAUAACCCUGAUGGUGGAUCCUUACGAUCAGAAGUUGUUUGCCAAGUACAACAUGCCCCAGUUACUAUUUACCAUAAUGGAGAAUGUGACUUUUGAGACGCUCUUGGAGCACAGGAAUCGGUUCGAUCAGGAUUACGCAUACAUAUUGUUCUCGGAUCGAAUGGCCUUGUACGAUUAUGCCCAGCAGUUUCUGAAGCAUCCGAAAUUGCUGAGAAUACCCAUUGACUUUUCGUUCCUCUACACCGGCAUCCCGAUGCGGAAGAAGUGGUUCCUGAAGCACCAUUUGGGACAGGCCUGGUACUGGGCCUUCGAGAGCGGUCUUACGAGGAAACUGGCCUUGGAUGCCGACUUCGAGGCGGUUCGCGUGGGCUAUCUAAAAUUCCUCAUCACGGAGCACGUGGAGGCACAGCCCCUGGAUGUGGAUUAUUUCGUCAUGCCGGCAAUUGCUCUGGUCAUCGGCUACAUCCUGGCCUUGCUAAGUUUUGUCAUCGAGAUGACGGCCUGGCGCAUGAGCGGAUUGUUCCUGGGAUGCAGAUCCCAGGCGCAGAGGAGCAUCAAGAUGAGGACAAGUGCCGGUUGA